AUGGCUGCUUCACCUUCUUUAAAGAUUAAAUUAAAGCUAUCUGGACCCCGAGUUGUUGGUACAUCAUCACCACAACCGUCUUCUCCAGCUGCUUCCAUCAAGAGUGUAAAUAAAAGAGAGGACAGCGAGCCUUCGUCUUCAACAGAAAGUCCUCGCAAGAAAGCUAAACCAAACGCAAAUCGAAACCGCAAGCCCAAAACAGAGGGUACGCCUGUACCAGACACUCCUAUUACUGUUGAUGAUGACAAUACAGAAGAAGCUCCUAGUCAGAAUAGCAGGCGUGGAGGAGGUGGAGGUGGAGGCGGCAAUGGAGCUGGAUCAGGAGCAGCAGGACAAAACACUACACUUAUUUCUCGGAAAGAUUUACUGAAACACAAGGACAUCAAAGUGAGAAAAUGGAGCACGAAGCCACUUGUAUUUCACACAUUGAAAGGGUUCGAAUUACAAAUACCAACAUGGCAAUCAGAGGAGAAAAUGGCCAUCAAUGACAACACAACAGAGCCCAUUUCCGUAGCAGAAAUCGAUCAAUUGUUCUCAUCCACAGCAGGCGAGAAGGAUUUCCGUCCGUUUUUGUGUACACAGCCUGGAUGUUCCAAGUCGUUUACCACAUUCGACCAACUUCAAACACACGAAACCAACAUGCAUGGCGCAAAGAAAUUGGUCUGUAAUAUCGACGGUUGUCAUAAGAGUUUUGUUACAUCGGGUCAAAUGACAAAGCAUCGAAAAAUGGUCCAUUAUCGUGCUGCUAGAAAAGCGAAAAUGGAGGCAGCAGCAGCAGCAGAGGCAGCAGCAGCAGAGGCAGAUUCGACCAAAGCGGAUAAGGAUGAUGAUAUGGCUUCUACACCCAAUGCUAUAAACAAUGGCGACAAUGACAGUGUAGAUAUAGCGAACCUAUAA
Messenger RNA from Mucor velutinosus, 897 nucleotides. RefSeq lists its product as uncharacterized. Gene Ontology annotation, cellular component: nucleus. The transcript has 4 exons. NCBI's taxonomy places the organism in Eukaryota, Fungi, Mucoromycota, Mucoromycetes, Mucorales, Mucoraceae. The coding region runs from base 1 to 897 and encodes 298 amino acids. Gene Ontology annotation, biological process: regulation of transcription by RNA polymerase II. The record is from RefSeq and is a predicted model, not a curated record.